AAAGUAAUUAUAGUGGGACUGGAUAACGCGGGGAAAACCACCAUUCUUUAUCAGUUCUUAAUGAAUGAAGUGGUUCAUACAUCUCCAACCAUAGGAAGCAAUGUUGAAGAAAUCGUUGUGAAGAACACACAUUUCCUUAUGUGGGAUAUUGGUGGCCAAGAGUCACUGCGGUCAUCCUGGAACACGUAUUACUCAAACACAGAGUUCAUCAUUCUUGUUGUUGAUAGCAUUGACAGGGAACGACUAGCUAUUACGAAAGAAGAAUUAUACAGAAUGUUGGCUCAUGAGGAUUUGCGGAAGGCUGCACUCCUUAUCUUUGCAAAUAAACAGGAUAUGAAAGGGUGUAUGACAGCAGCUGAGAUCUCUAAAUACCUCACCCUUAGUUCUAUUAAGGAUCACCCGUGGCACAUUCAGUCCUGCUGUGCUUUAACAGGCGAGGGAUUAUGUCAAGGUCUAGAGUGGAUGACCUCCCGGAUUGGUGUGAGAUAA
Molecule: messenger RNA, 489 nt
Organism: Orycteropus afer afer
Lineage: Eukaryota; Metazoa; Chordata; Mammalia; Tubulidentata; Orycteropodidae
Gene: ARL5B
Product: ADP ribosylation factor like GTPase 5B
Exons: 5
Coding region: 61-489 (142 amino acids)
Biological process (GO): intracellular protein transport; protein localization to Golgi membrane; vesicle-mediated transport
Cellular component (GO): trans-Golgi network; cytoplasm
Molecular function (GO): GTPase activity; GTP binding
Source: RefSeq, a predicted model, not a curated record